CCAACAUAUCCCUUAGGUUAUUGUUACUCACUUACUCAACAAAAUUACAAGGAAAAUCAAUGGGAAGACAGAAUCAGAAUACAGAUGAAAGUAAACAACAUUUCAGCCAUCCCCACGUCUUGAAACCUGUCAAUCCAGCUGAAGUUGAAACUCUCACUUGCAAUGCUUGUGAGAAACCAAGCAAUAGUAAUAAGCCAUUCUAUGGCUGCAAUAGCUGCCAGUAUUUCCUACAUGAAAACUGCUCCAACGCUCCUCGUUUUCUCAAUCAUUCAUCUCAUCCUUCUCACCCCUUGACCCUUCUCCCAAUUCCAACUUACUCGAGUCGUUCGUAUACUUGCAAUGCUUGUGGCUCUGCUGGCAAUAUUGGAUCUUGCUUUAGCUGUGCUUGUUGCGAAUUUGAUAUUCACUUGCAAUGUGCUUCUUGUCCAAGCUCAUUACUUGUUGACAAACAUCCUCAUCAAUUGGGGCUCCUCUUCGGUUCUCCUUACCAAGAUAAGAAUACCGUAUAUGUUUGUGAUAUCUGCAAUGUCAUAAUGAACAGGGAAAGUUGGUUGUACUAUUGCGCUGGUUGUGAUUUUGCAUCGCACUUGCAAUGUGCAAUUAGUCCUGAAGUUGGUGUUUUUCCCAGACAGCAACGUCCAAGUCCAAGUCCACAUCCAAAUCCAAAUCCAAAUCCAACAGUGGAAACGAUAAAUUCAGUAAAUGAAGCUCAUGAGCAGAUUCUUGCAGCUCAACUUCGUGCUCAGAUUGAGGCACGAGGAAGAGAGGCUGCUCUGGACAUAUUCAGGACACCAAGAAGAUACAGUUACAUCUAAUUAACUGUAUCGUGAUCAUCAAAAUGCAUCCGCGUUUCUGUUUUAAUUCCAAAAAAAACAAAAUGCUUUGUUGUUAUGUUAUUUUGUUUUCGAAUACUCUUCUUUCUAAUUUGUACCUCUGAUCGCUGAUGAUCAGUUUCUCCAUUUUCCUUACGGUUUCUAUGUUUAUCUA
Molecule: messenger RNA, 987 nt
Organism: Nicotiana tabacum (common tobacco)
Lineage: Eukaryota; Viridiplantae; Streptophyta; Magnoliopsida; Solanales; Solanaceae
Product: protein VACUOLELESS GAMETOPHYTES-like
Source: RefSeq, a predicted model, not a curated record